Molecule: messenger RNA, 4298 nt
Organism: Myotis daubentonii (Daubenton's bat)
Lineage: Eukaryota; Metazoa; Chordata; Mammalia; Chiroptera; Vespertilionidae
Product: F-box/LRR-repeat protein 21
Biological process (GO): positive regulation of protein ubiquitination
Molecular function (GO): protein binding
Source: RefSeq, a predicted model, not a curated record
GGAGUGCCGGCUCCUGCCGCCGCAGCGCGGCCUUCGGACGUUUGGCAGCAGCAGAAACACACGUGGUAUUAAGGUAGCACUUCCUUCUGGGGUCGAGGUGGACUUGGAGAUGUGCGCUUCGGCUGACCGAGGCCGCUAGAGAUUUGGAGACGCGGAGGUGCCCGCGCUCACCGCGCGUUUUCUUGGGGAACUAGGAGGCGUGACCUGGUAUCCUUAGCGGCCCGAGGCGUGAGGUGGGGAGGAGACCCCGAGGAGCGACCCCAUCCCCCCGGCUGGAGACCAAGACCGCCUUGCAAACUCCCCACCCUCAUCCCCCACCCCCUGCAUCUGAUUUGCCCUGAGGUCCGGUGGUCGGUGGCGUUUUACAGCCUCAGUUCUGAUCUUGUUUCCUCCGGGUUGUUUUUUUUCUGCGGGGCGAGCACGGGUCCCCGCGGUCCCGGGAUUCGGUCAUUUUGCUCAUCUUUGGAGGGUAAGCUCGGAAAAGAUUGCACCCUAACCCCUCUCUCAGAGGCGCAUCAGGUGAUGUUUGGAGCCUGUGUCGUUGCUGGAUGAGGGAUAACUGAGACUCGCGGUGGCUUUAGCGCGACCCCUCCAAGUGCUCUAGUUUGCAGGACGAUCGGGUAUGAGAGUUUAUACUCGCCCCAGAGAAAUACAUAUCCAAGAGGAAAAUAGAUGCAGGCUUGCCUGUGAGUUGGAAGAGUCUAUACCCUUUAAGAUGUACUGGUUUUGUCUUUGACACGUGUGUCCAGAAAUGUUCUCCAAAAUAUGAAGAAGACUAAAUUAGGAUUAUUUUCUUUCAGAAAAAUGUUGCAAAAUGCUUUCCUGAAUGGUUUGCGCUAAUUGUUAGAUCCCUUAGUCUACCUUCUCUAAGGUGGGGACUCCCCGUUUAGAAGGCUUCCUGUCCAGAGCCUGGGCAUUCAGAGUCCGGAGAAGGUGGAAACAGCUGCCAUUCAGGGACUUUAACACAUUGCCCAAUUCACUUUCUGCAUAACUCUUCUUUGCAUCUCAAAAGGUGUUUUGAACCGAUAUAUAUUUUCAAAGCUUCAGUUUUUCAUAUGAAAGCAAACAUACCUGUUCUAAGAUUAAAGGGUUUAAAAAAUAAAAAUUUCUUAAUAUCGCAGAGACUUCUGAGAGUAUAGAGAAUUGCUAAAUCACUGAUAAAAAGUGAGAACACCAAAUAGCUGGCAAUCACUGCUUUAGGAAAGAUUUAUUUGACAUAAAUACUUAUCUUUUGUCUUGUUGAAACCUUGAUGAUAUUAUCAUUUGACUGGGACUUUUUUUUUUUCAUGUAGAUUUUAGAUUUAGAAGGCAACUUAGAGGUGAUGUGGGCUGCAAAGAACGUAAAUAUUUUUGACAACAUUCCUAAAACAUUGAGUUUUGUCCUCUGCUUGGGUUUUAUGUAGUGGGAGGAGGUGUGUUAGAACGCUAUGUGUUUUAGAGCUGUAUUUUUGGAACAAAUUUUCAGUUUUCCUGUCCAGGCCACAUCUCCCUGUCAUUGUACCAAUAACUGGGACUUCAGACCCCAUAGCAGAGAUAUCAGCCUGGUGACAGCAAUCUGACUUGACAGUGCGCCACUUUAGAAAGUAACUUAAAGGACAUUUGCUAAUUCCUCUUCAUUUUCAACUGCUGCUUCUAACAGAUUUGUCUAGCCUUUUAGAUAAUUUUGAAUCUUUAUUAUCUGUAGUAUUUAUACAGCAUUUCUAGUGUUGUGAUAAUUGAAAAGUUGGAACCUAAAAGUCCUUUCUGUGUAUUCAUUUAACCAAGUUGGAAGAACCUGGGGAGGUGCAGAAGAUAGUUGCUUCCAUUGCUGCCACUAGCUUGGCUUUGGGUGUUUUUAGUCUUUCUCCUAACGUCUUUGACUAUCUUUCCCUCAAGAAUACUGUGGGAGGCCGGCCAGCGUGGCUCAGUGGUUGAGCAUCGACCUAUGAACCAGGAGGUCACGGUUCAAUUCCCUAAUUGUGCUAAAGAUCAAGCUUGCUCAUCUCUCCCUUUUUGGAAGUAUGGCUUAUCACUUGAUGGGAUCCUGUCAGGCAGUCCUCGGAUUAUGUCAGACUCGAUGUACGUCGUUUUGUGGUUACGUCGCCAUCUCCCAUUUACAGUAUUUAUAUAUAAAUAAAGUUCCAUCAUUUCGACGUAUGUACAUAUGUGCUUUAUGUUUUUUAUUAUUUAUUUACCACAAGUAAAGGUCAAGAAUUGUUAUCUUUUCAUUUAUUUUUACUGUUUCACUUAAUUACUGCUGUGUAUGUGCUCCAUGUGAGUGCCCUAGGUGCUUAUGUAGGUGGGUUCCGACUUUCGGUGAAAAUCGCGUUGCGUCGCGUAGGAACGGAUCUCCGACGUAACCCGAGGACCUACUGUAUUCUGGUUUUGUCUUCUACCAGCCUCCCAGGUCCCAAUAGUGACGCUGAAGCAGCAAUCAAGUUCCUUCAGCAACCAGGAAGUGAAAUCAAAUGGAUGUUGGUGAGUACCCCAGGGCAGCAGUUACUGCAUUUCAUUCAUCCCAAAUGAACUGUAACCUGCAAGCCUUCUUUAGAAUGAAGAGGCGCAAUUUCUCUGUUGUGAAUAAAAUUGGCCAGUCGUCACCAGCAAUGAAACAGUCAAAACUUGAAUUCUACUCUUCUCUCAACCAGACUCCUAUGUACACUGCUCUUCCAGACUGGGGGAGUUUGCCUCUUCAUGUAGUGUUACACAUUUUUCAGUAUCUUCCUUUAAUAGAUCGGGCCCGGGCAUCUUCCGUCUGUAGGAGAUGGAAUGAAGUUUUUCAUAUUCCUGACCUUUGGAGAAAGUUUGAAUUUGAACUGAAUCAGCCAGCUACUUCAUAUUUUAAGUCCACUCAUCCUGAUCUCAUUCAGCAGAUUAUUAAAAAGCAUGCUACCCAUCUCCAGUAUGUUAGCUUUAAGGUUGACGGUAGUAUUGAGUCAGCAGAAGCUGCCUGUAAUAUACUUUCUCAGCUGGUAAAUUGUUCUAUCCGGACCUUGGGCUUGAUUUCAACAGCCAAGCCAAGUUUUAUGAACAUGUCAAAGUCGCAUUUUGUGUCAGCACUUACAGUUAUUUUUGUCAACUCAAAAUCAUUGUCCUCGGUCAAAAUCGAAGGCACGCCCGUGGAUGACCCCUCACUGAAGAUUCUCGUGGCCAAUAACAGUGAUACUCUAAGACUCCUAAAAAUGAGUAGCUGUCCUCAUGUUUCAUCUGAUGGAAUCCUUUGUGUAGCUGAUCAUUGUCAAGGCCUUAGAGAACUGGCAUUGAAUUAUUACAUGCUAAGUGAUGAACUUCUCCUGGCACUUUCAAGUGAGACGCAUGUUAACUUUGAGCAUCUUCGCAUUGAUGUUGUGAGUGAAAAUCCUGGACAAAUUGAAUUUUGUUCUAUUAAAAAACAAAGUUGGGAUGCACUUAUUAAACACUCCCCUGGAGUUAAUAUCGUUAUGUACUUCUUUUUAUAUGAAGAGGAAUUUGAGGCAUUCUUCAAAGAAGAAACCCCUGUCACUCACCUUUAUUUUGGUCGUUCAGUAAGCAAAGCCGUUCUAGGACGGGUCGGUGUGAACUGUCCACGACUAGUUGAGUUAGUGGUAUGUGCCAAUGGCCUUCAGACUCUUGAUGAUGAACUUAUUUGUAUUGCUAAACACUGCGAAAACUUAACAGCCUUGGGCCUCAGUGAAUGUGAAGUUAACUGCAGUGCAUUCAUUGAGUUUGUAAGACUCUGUGGGAGAAGGCUAACCCAGCUAUCUAUAAUGGAGGAAGUUUUGAUCCCUGAUGACAAUUACAGCCUUGAUGAAAUUCACACUGAAGUCUCCAAACACCUGGGAAGAAUAUGGUUCCCUGAUGUCAUGCCCGUCUGGUAAUUGACUACCAAAGAUUCUUAACUAUUUUUUAAUCAGUAAGAUGAGCUUCUUUCAGUCUAUGCAAAUGUAAAUUUUCAGAUGCAUUGCUAAAAUAUUUUAGGUAAAAUAUUUCAUCAUUUGUAAAUUGUCUUAAUAGGUUGCAGCAGAAACAUUAGAAAAAAUACAAGAAAUUUGAGAAGCCAGAAAUUUUAGUAAAAGGGCACAGAGUGUGUUGUGGUUAGUUGAUAUGCAAAAAACUACAGUUUCUAGAUAAGCUUCGUAGCAUUCCUUGAAGGAAUAUUUUACCUUGCUAAAUUUAUAAUAUUGAGCUUAGGCUCCCUUAAAUUAUGCCAUUUACAACUUUAUGUUAUUUUAGUUGUUUUUGUUUCAUAUUAAUUUUAAUAUAUUUUAUAAAAUAUUUAGCAUUAAAAACAAUAAAAUCAAAAUAUAGAUAUAGAGACUGACUUAAUUAUACUUCAUUUU